GGGGCUGGGUUAAACUACUUGAGCAGAUGAGACUUAGCUUUAAAUCCACAAGUAAACACUGCUGCUGCUGCUCUGCAUUCAGCACAUACAAAGGGACAGACCUGCCCUCCGCCAGCCGUUGUGCUCAAAACCCUUCUGUCAGAGCCAUCACAGCUCCCAGAAGAAGGCCGUCUAUUUGCCGGCAUGUGCUCUUGUGGUAGUGUGCGAUAUUCAUGAGCUAUCUUUUCUCCUUUCCUAUUUCUGUUUCUACUUUUUGUUUGAAGGUCCUUGAUUGCUAGAAGACAUUCGUUCAGUUAGAAAAACGAAGGCAUUAAGAUGAGGAUGGGGCAGCAGUUCCUCCUGUUUCUGCUUUUGGGAGCCAUUGUCACACUUCAGUGCAAGGAGCUUUCCGUUCGCAGUAAACGAGGGACACGGGGAGCCUCACCAUCAAGAAGAGUCUUAUGCAAAGACCAGACGACUCAACAGGUGUAUCAGCAGAGGGAGAGUUGGCUACGGCAAGCGAACCGACACAUUGAAUAUUGUCGGUGUGAGAGCAGAGGCAUCUUCUGCCACACAGUGCCUGUGGAAGGCUGUUUGAAGCCACGGUGUUUCAAUGGAGGCCGCUGCCAAGAGCCAUUAUACUCAUCUAACCUUUUCAUCUGUUUGUGUCCCCCGGGCUUUUUGGGGAAACACUGUGAAAUUGACACCAAAGCUACUUGCUACCAGGAUGCAGGAGAAACCUACCGUGGGAUGUGGAGCAUCACAGAGACUGGAGCCAACUGCUUAAACUGGAACAACAGCGCCUUGAUCAAUAAGCGGCACAACGCACGCCGGCCAAAUGCCAUGGUGCUGGGGAUUGGCAACCAUAACUAUUGCCGGAACCCAGAUAAGGACCACAAGCCCUGGUGCCACAGUUACAAAGGGAGAAAAUAUACCUGGGAACACUGCAGCAUCCCUUCCUGCUCUGACAAAAAGCAUACGUGUUUUUCUGGAAGGGGCACAGACUACAGAGGCGGUUACAGCCACACACGCUCCGGUGCCACUUGCCUGAGAUGGGACUCCCAGAUCAUUGCCAAAAAAGUCUACACUGCUUUAAACGUUAAUGCACAGCAGCUCGGACUUGGGAGCCACAACUUCUGUCGGAAUCCUGACAAUGACACCCAGCCAUGGUGCCACGUUCUCAAAGGCAGGCAGCUCAAGUGGGAAUACUGUGAUGUACCAGUCUGUUCCACCUGUGGAUUGAGAAGACAGCGAGUGGCCCAGUUCCGGAUCAAAGGAGGCCUCUUCUCGCACAUACAGUCCCACCCGUGGCAGGCGGCCAUUUUCAUCCGGUCCCGACAAGCGGAUGGCUUUAUCUGUGGAGGGAUUCUGAUCAGUUCCUGCUGGGUCCUCUCAGCUGCCCACUGCUUAGAACAGAACACUGUCACCAGCCGCCUCAAAGUUGUGUUGGGCAGGACUUCCCGGGUGAAGCCUGAAAAUACCGAACAGGUGUUCCAAGUGGAGAAAUUCAUCUUGCAUAAAGAGUUUGCUCCUUCAACGUUUGACAACGACAUCGCACUGCUGAAGCUGAAAUCCGUAUCUGAAGAGUGUGCAGAAGAAACGGAGUCAGUUCGCCCAGCCUGCCUCCCUGAACCUGGGCUCAAGCUGCCCCAGUGGACUGAAUGUGAAGUCUCCGGUUACGGCAAACACGAGGAAUUUUCUGCUUUCUUCUCGGAGCGCCUGAAGGAAGGGCAUGUGAGACUGUAUCCAGACAGCCUCUGCACACCCAAACAACUUCAUAACAGGACUGUCACUGAGAACAUGCUCUGUGCGGGAGACACCAGGCAGCUGGAUGACGCCUGCAAGGGAGACUCUGGAGGCCCCCUGGUUUGCCUGAAAGAUGACCGGAUGAUUCUCGUGGGGAUCGUCAGUUGGGGAGUGGGCUGCGGGAAGAAAGAUACCCCUGGCGUCUACACGAAUGUGGUUCGCUAUCUGGAUUGGAUUCAGGAGAACACAAAGGCCUGAGCCUCAUCACCCUUCACUUGCUCCAGGACCUCCUUGGCAGAAGGGGAACUUGCACAAGACACUGGUCUCACGUGAAUCCCACUAAGCCAAUGGCAUUUGUGAGAGGGGGCACACUUGGCUAAAGUUUGGAGACACUUCUUUUCUAUGGACUACCGUCUCCAAAAUCACCCAAGUGGCCAUGCUGGAUGAGGCAUGAUAGACGUUAUAGCCAUGCUGAAUGUCCUGGCUCCAAAAUAAGUAUCUGGCAGCCAAACCUUUGGUCGAUCAUUUCAUAAAGAGGGCAGGUUAGCAUUCUGGACUUUGUGGCCUGCCCAGAAUGAAGAAACGAGGCCAUUACAAGGUCCGAGGUACAGAAGAGACUUACAGCUUGGAAAAGUUCCUUUUUUGAACCACAUCUUCAAGUACCCCCUCCCAGAAAACUUUCCAAGCUCUGAAGAGAUUUCUGGCAAUGGAAUUGCCAAAAAGCCCUCUUUAUUUAUUGAAUGACGAGGGUUAUCUGGAAAGUAAGGUUACAAGGUCUGUAGGUCUCACAAGGAAUUUUCUCGGGGGAAGUUGGUAUCACUGCCGUGUAGCGGGAAGCCAGCGAAAGUGAACUAGCAGGUCUAGUCGUCAGUAGCUCAUCAACUGGCGUUGUGAAGGUUAGAGAUGAGCGUCCUCAUUCUGUUUUCCUCCAAGUGCAAAGUUUGUGCUGUAAUACGCUACAUUCAUCGCGAAAUUGUUUCAGCUUAUGGAGAGGACGUAACGUCAAGACAACAUGUGACAAAAUGGGUACAGAAUAUAUUGUGAGACCAGGAAGAAACUUCACAGAGCCAUCCAAGACAAAUGUUGUGGGAUGCUGAAGGUGGGAUAUUGUCCCCUUUAUGACAAUGCACGUCCACACACCACUCAUGCAACACAAGAGUUGUUGACUUCCUUUGGUUGGGAUGUUUUAAGCCAUCCCUCUCACAGCCUCCAUCUCGCACCCAGUGACUAUAAUCCGUUCGCUCAAUUGAAGGAACACCUGAGUGGAAAACACUUUUCUGACAACAGCGAGGUGAAAAUCGAAGGGACGAACUGGCUGGAAAAGGCAGAAGGGAGACUUCUAUGACACAGGCAUCCAAAACGUGCCCCACAGAUGACAAAAUGCAUUGAACUGAAUGGUCAUUAUGUGGAAAAAUAAUGUAAUACUUAUGCUAAAAUCCAUGUAAGUUAAAAUACAUUCAUUCUUUAUAU
This is a messenger RNA of Anolis sagrei ordinatus, 3195 nucleotides long. RefSeq names its product plasminogen activator, tissue type (gene PLAT). Gene Ontology annotation, cellular component: extracellular region. Gene Ontology annotation, molecular function: serine-type endopeptidase activity. The record is from RefSeq and is a predicted model, not a curated record. Gene Ontology annotation, biological process: plasminogen activation; platelet-derived growth factor receptor signaling pathway; smooth muscle cell migration. NCBI's taxonomy places the organism in Eukaryota, Metazoa, Chordata, Lepidosauria, Squamata, Anolidae.